AUGAAUCGAGAAAUCUGGUCCUAAAUUACACAUAAUGUAGUUGACUCCAUAAAAUCCUUUCCAAAUGGUGGUUUAAUGAUAUUAACAUCAGGAUUAUCAAUUGCCAAUUUGACAUCUUUGUUUCUAACAUACUUUCUUGAAAAAAGCAAAUCUGUAAUCAUUCUCCUCAAUUACUCUAAUUAAGAAAUAGAUUUUAUUGAUACAUAGCUUAACUAUUUUGUCACCUAAAAUUAACUAAAUAAUAACAAAGAAUAUGCUCUCUCUGUUGUUGUCUUGACUAAAUUACCAUCUGAUAAAAGAGCUACUUUUUAUAAAUAAGGUGGAAUUUUUUCAAUUACUCCUUAAAUCUUAAUGUAAGAUUUACUAACCAACACAUUAUCACCCUUCAUUAUUACUCAUUUAAUUAUACAAUAAGUUCAUCAAAUCAAAUCAAAAUAUGAUUAUGAAAGUUGGAUCACUAAUUUUAUCAAAAUAGUUAAACCUGAAUUAUUUCUUCUUGCUUUUACUAAUCAACCUUCAAUAUUACAAUUACAAUAAAACACACCUAUUAUUCUCAAGAAUUUCUAUCUAAAUAAUAUAAUUCCUUGGCCUAUGAAUAGAGCUGAAAUUGUUAACUGUUUAAAGUAACAUCCAUUUAAAUGGAGUGAAAUCAAAAUUAAUUUAAAUAAAACUAUUAAAGAUAUUUAAGAAAUUAUUAUUUCCCUUAUUAAAUAAUGUAUUUAAGCAGUUAAUGGAUAAUGUGGUACAUCCUAUUUAACAAGUGAUAUGGUAAUACAAUAGAAUUGGAGAAAACUCAAGGCUCUUAUUUAAAGACAAUCAUUUAAAAUAGAUCUUAUUUAAUAAUAAAUAUUUUUAGAUAUUUUUUAACUCAGAAAAUUAUUAUUUGCAUUAAUUAAUUAAUCAGCAUAUUAAUUCUAUUUUACAUUAACAUAAAUAAUCAAUGAUGCUCCAAUUGAUUCAAUUUGGUAUAUAUCUUAACCUGAAAUUGAAGGAUUAGUAAUAAAAUUAUAAAAAUUAGCACAAGAGAGAGUAUAUUAAUUUGUAAACAUAUAGGAUCCUAUUAAAUAUAAAUUUAUUAAAUAGAAUGGAGAAGAAGUUAUUAAAGAAAUCAACACUAAAAUUGAUUUUAAAAUUGAAAUAUAAUCUAAAUAUUUAUAACUCACUAAAAUAAUAGAUAAAAUUUCAUAAUAAAAUUAGUCUCAAAAUGAAAAUUUAAGAAUUUGGAUUUGGGUUUAAAAUAAUGAAAAUGUAACUUAGAUUUAACAAUUUCUUGUUUCUACAUACAGAAUGAAAGAUAAAAAUAAUUAUGUCAAUCAAUUUAAUUUUUUAAGAAGAAUUUUAGAAUAGAAAUCAUGUAAAUCAAUUGAUAAAUUUUUAAAUAAUAAUUCUGAUUAAUAAUAAUCUUAAUAAAUUGUAUAAGAGAGAAAAUCUAAAAUAAUAUUAAAGCAUAAUAAUAAAUUAAUUAAAUAAACAAAACAAAUUAAAUAAGAAGAGGAAACUUUAUUGAAUUAUUUACUAUAUUAAGAAUUAGAAUAAUUAUUUGAACAUGUUUUAAAAUAAGAAGAAUAAGUAUUACUUUAAAAAUCUUAAGUUUUAAAAUAAUAAACAUAUUAAUUAUUACCAUAAGAAUUGUUAUAAUUUGAUUUAUAUUAAAGUGGACAUAAGGUCAAUAAAGAUGGAAUUGUUAUUUAAUUUGAAGAAGAUACAAUAAUACCAAAAAUGACAAUUGUAGUUAAUAAUAUGAAUGAUGAUUGUCAGAGAUAUACAUUUAAAUAAACUUAUAAACCAGAUUAUAUUAUAAUGAUGGAACCAAAUCAUUCUUUUUUAAAGGAACUUUUAAUUAAUCAAAAUUAUGUUGAAACUAUUUUAUUAAUGUAAAAUGAAUGUGUUGAAUUUUGGUAAUAUUAUAAAGAGAAAAUGGAUGAAGAAUUUGCAUUUGAAUAAAUAAUUGAACAUUCUAAAGACUUUUCUAGAUCUUUUGAAAAACCUGAAGAUGCAAUACAUAAAUUAGAUAUGCAAUAGUAACAUCAAAAUUCUAGAUAAGGAAAAGGAGAAGAGUUUUUUUAAUUAAAAGAUAUUCAACCUAGUAUAUUUGUAGAUUAUAGAGAAUUUAGAUGUGAUGUUCCACCUAAAUUAUAUUUUCAUGGAUUUUAAUUGACUCCUGUUAUGUUAAAAGUAGGAGAUAUUAUUUUAAGCAAUAAUUGUGCUAUAGAAAGAAAAUCAGUUGAAACAGGAGAUCUUAUUGAAUCAAUAAAUCAAAAUAGAUUGGAUUAAUAAUUAUAAAAAAUGAAUUCAUUUGAUAAUCCAUUUUUAUUAAUAGAAUAUUCUGAUAAUAUUCCUUUUUGUUUAGGAUCAUUAUCAAGACAAUCAUAACAUUUUAGUUCUAAUACAAGAGUGAUGGUUAGAUUAUUAGAAUUAAUAACUAAGUUUUCUAAAAUUUAAAUUUUAUGGUCUAAUAACUCAGAUGAUACAAUUAAAAUUAUUUGUAAAUUAAAGUAAACUCUAGCUAGAAAUUCUCCAGAUAUAAAAAUAUUCAAAACUAACAUUCAAUAAUAAAAUGGAUUAUUAUAGAAUGAAAAAAUUACUGAUUAUUUUACUUAAAUAGAAAAAGAAAUAUAAUGA
Molecule: messenger RNA, 2622 nt
Organism: Paramecium pentaurelia
Lineage: Eukaryota; Ciliophora; Oligohymenophorea; Peniculida; Parameciidae
Source: the annotation of a GenBank genome assembly